GUAUUGAAAUGGAAAUUUCCCAUUGUACAAUAAUAGUUAACCAUCAAAUUUUGGAAUGGUAGAGUUGUAUUGUCCACCCCAAUGAUCACAUGAUGCGCUCAUGGUCAUUCCAGCUGUAAUGUGGACACUAUCAGUUUGGCGGAGAAGCAGAUAUUAACUUCGCUAGUCUGUAACGAAAUGCUGUCACGCACCAAGAUCUAAAACCAGGUAAUAAAGCACAGAAGAUUGCCCUGAAUACCAUCGCUAGCCAUCAAAUAGCAUCAAACCGCCCUGGAGAUUAUUGUUUCAUCAAUGACCAUGACAACCGAUACGUUUGCCAUGACAACUGAUAUGAUGUCCACCAUGACACCAGACAGUGAGACAGUGUUCAUCUCCGUGUCUGCAAAUUCUCCCGAUUCUUUCAUGACAUCAGACACAUUUCCGCACGAGAACAUAACUAUUGCUUCAGUGAUUGCAUCCACGACUGAAGGGCCUCUUCAAGGCUUUCGAUUUGAAGACUACACUCAGAGAGCCAUCAUGGCAACUAUCAUCUGUCUGGUGAGCGUCGUUGGCUUUGUGGGCAAUGUCAUGGUCCUCCUGGCUGUCAAUUUGUCAAGGAAACUCCAAACUCGCACCAACGUCUUCGUCGUCAACUUGGCCGUAGCUGACCUGCUGACGUGUUUCUGUGCCCCCUUCGUCGCGGUGGCGCUGUUCAGCAUGAGUGGUUGGCCUAUGCCAGAAAUCGUCUGCUCUAACAUAGCUGCUUUCGGCUUUAUUGGCCUUGCCUGUAGCAUCAUGACCUUGGCUUCUAUUUCGAUCAAUCGGUAUGUCCUCAUCACGAAGACAAUAGCUACCUACCGCUCCAUCUACACACCUAAGAAGAUUGCAGCUAUGGUGGUCUUCACAUGGGGUUACCCUGCUCUGGUGGUGUGUUGCCUUCCUAUCUUGGGAGUCGGUAAAUUAGGCUACUCGGAUAAGUACAAGACCUGCACCCAAGACACUUCCCACGAAACCAGUGACCUCUUCAGCUCGUUGAGCUCUGCCUUGAUCUACCCAAUCCCUCUGAUAGUCCUCUUCGUGUGUUACUUUAAGAUCUACCGCCACAUCACAGGCCACAUGAAGAAGAUGAUGGGGAAAGGCAAGGGAGUUGAAAUGACAGAUACUUCGCAUUUCUCCACCGCAGCAAGCACCACACAGCUCCACAAGAAUCCACCUGCCAGCUUCAGUAAGCGACAGGUGGAAAUCACUAAGAACCUGUUCUACGUGGUCUGUGCCUUCGUUGCUUGCCUGGCUCCCUUCGCCAUCGCCCUCAUGAUACCACCUAGCGACCCGGUCAUUCCUUGGACCGGGAUGAUCAUCAUCUUCAACAGCGCUGUCAACCCGAUCAUCUACGGGGCCAAACACCCACACUUCAAAGAGGUGUUCCGUCACAUGUUGCGGUGCCGAUACCACAUGAUCCCCGAACCUUCUGGAUGCCUUCGAAAAAUCAGAUCUCGAUAGAUGUCUAUUAUUAUGACAGCACAAUGAUCAGCUUUGUAUUAAGCACGUAAAGCAAACUUUGCGUGCAGCUUUACAAACUUGGCGGUUGUGAGGGUUGGACAAGUACGGAAGCCCGUUAGGGCCAAGUACCUCUUUCUCUUUCACAGUGGUGCGUUUCUCUUUCACGGUGGUGCGUUUCUCUUUCAUGGUAGCUGGCCUCGCUUUCAUAACGCAUUACUCACGGCCGCGACUUAUUCAUCUCGCGGCCGCGACGUGAGUUAUUAUGUCGCGACAUAAUUAAGUCGCGGUCGCGAUCGAGUAAUUAUAUUAUUAUGUUGCGGCCUAAUUAAGUCGCAGCCGCGAGUUAGGCGUUAUGAAAGCGAGCGAAAACCACUGAUCUCUAUAUAAAGAGAUCAGUGGCAAAAACCCAAUAUUGAAAACACGCAUGCGUAAAGGAGCAGUGUGUAACCGAGGGAGACGGUAUUCCCCGUUCAUUGUAGACAUAUUCUACAACCAAUAUCGGACAUAAACUAGAUUAUGUUAUAAAAGAAAAUUUUAGUGUAAUGUCAACAUGAAAAUUGCUGUAAAAAUUAUUCACAGGUUGGAACUGUGUAAAAUUACAAAUUUCUUUUUACAGCGCAGAUUGAACGUUAGGCACUCUACUUUUUUUGAAUGAUUACUCCAACCCAUCAACUUCCGCCCUGAUUUGGGGUUUGGCGGAAGCUUGUUAAGCCGCAGUUGGUGUUGGAGUGGGGUGGAGAUUGGGAUAAGGGCUGGGCCGAGGGCUAGAUAUAAUGGUUGGCCUUCCAUCCUUGGUCAGAAAAAAUCACGGGUAUAAAUAACUAUAUUAGGCCCAUAAGUAAAUCAAUUACCGGAGAGUUUGGUUAUUUACGGUAGGCCUAUACUCUGUUUACAAACUGUAUACACGUAUAUUACUCGUCAGAAUCGUAUUGGAGCAGAAUAUGAAGAAAAAAAGCACCGAUUCUUCUCUGAUUUUAUUUUUGUAAUCGUAAAACAUUACAAGCUAAAACCAUUAUUGUGACAGAACUGUAAAUGUAACAUUUGUAUAUUUGGUUUACUUUUACUGUAAUUUGUUUUUAGUGUAAUAUAUUUUUGGGCAUAAACUACUGAUUAGUUAAAAUGUAUAUACACGUCUCUAUCUGGAAAAGAUAAUAUGCCCAAAGGAUCGAUUUGUGGCAAUCAUUUUCAGUAAUGGUAAAACCAAGUAUUCAUAUUUCGGUAUGCUUCUUUAUUAACGGUUGCUCUCCCGAUUUUUAUUUU
Molecule: messenger RNA, 2739 nt
Organism: Patiria miniata (bat star)
Lineage: Eukaryota; Metazoa; Echinodermata; Asteroidea; Valvatida; Asterinidae
Product: alpha-1B adrenergic receptor-like
Exons: 2
Coding region: 292-1479 (395 amino acids)
Biological process (GO): G protein-coupled receptor signaling pathway
Cellular component (GO): membrane
Molecular function (GO): G protein-coupled receptor activity
Source: RefSeq, a predicted model, not a curated record